UCACCAGCCGUGGCCCGAGCGGCUCCAGCGGCCGCGGGAGCUGGUCAGUUCCCGCACUCUCUCUUCGUUGUCUGCCUCCUCCUACCGAGCGCCCUCGGCCAUGGUGUCCCUCGGCUCCGUGACUAACCGGCUGGGCUCGGUGUUCCCCUUCCUGCUUGUCCUGGUAGAUCUGCAGUACGAAGGUGCAGAAUGUGGAAUAAAUGGAGAUGUCGAAAAACAUCUUGAAAUGGGCAAGAAAUUAUUGGCAGCUGGACAACUAGCAGAUGCCUUAUCUCAGUUUCAUGCUGCAGUAGAUGGUGAUCCAGACAACUACAUUGCUUAUUAUCGAAGAGCUACUGUUUACUUAGCCAUGGGCAAAUCUAAAGCAGCAAUUCCUGACUUAAGUAAAGUGGUUGAAUUGAAGACUGAUUUUACAGCAGCACGAUUACAGAGAGGUCAUUUACUACUUAAGCAAGGAAAGCUUGAUGAAGCAGAAGAUGAUUUUAAAAAAGUGCUAAAAUCUCAUCCAAGUGAGAAUGAAGAAAAGGAAGCCCAGUCUCAACUACUCAAAGCUGAUGAAAUGCAGCGUUUACGUUCACAAGCACAUUCUGCUUUUGAUCGGGCAGAUUAUCAAGCGGCUAUAGCUUUCCUUGAUAGUAUUUUAGAGGUUUGUGUUUGGGAUGCAGAGCUGCGAGAACUUCGGGCUGAAUGCUUUAUAAAGGAAGGGGAACCAGGGAAAGCUAUUAGUGAUUUAAAAUCUGCUUCCAAAUUGAAGAAUGACAAUACUGAGGCCUUUUAUAAAAUCAGCACAAUAUACUAUCAGCUGGGAGAUCAUGAACUGUCACUCAGUGAAGUCCGAGAAUGUUUAAAACUUGACCAAGAUCAUAAAAGGUGCUUUGCACACUAUAAACAAGUAAAGAAGCUUAAUAAACUUAUUGAGUCAGCAGAAGAGCUCAUCAGAGAAGGCAGAUAUAUGGAAGCUGCUAGCAAAUAUGAAUCUGUAAUGAUAACAGAGCCAAAUGCACCUAUUUAUACUAUUCGUUCCAAAGAGAGGAUUUGCCAUUGCUUCUCCAAGGACGAAAAACCUGUUGAAGCUAUUAAAGCGUGUUCAGAAGUUUUACAGAUGGAACCUGCUAAUGUGAAUGCUCUCAAAGACAGAGCAGAAGCCUAUUUAAUAGAGGAAAUGUAUGAUGAAGCUAUUCAGGAUUAUGAAACUGCACAGGAACACAAUGAAAAUGAUCAACAGAUUCGAGAAGGACUAGAGAAAGCUCAGAGACUCUUGAAACAAUCUCAGAAGAGAGAUUAUUACAAAAUCUUGGGAGUAAAAAGAAAUGCUAAAAAACAAGAAAUCAUCAAGGCAUACAGAAAGUUAGCACUGCAGUGGCAUCCAGAUAAUUUUCAGAAUGAAGAAGAAAAGAAAAAAGCAGAGAAAAAAUUUAUCGACAUAGCAGCUGCUAAAGAAGUACUUUCAGAUCCAGAAAUGAGGAAAAAAUUUGAUGAAGGAGAAGAUCCCCUGGAUGCAGAGAGCCAACAGGGAGGUGGUGGCAACAGUUUCCACAGAAGCUGGAAUUCCUGGCAAGGCUUUAACCCCUUCAGCUCAGGCGGACCAUUUCGAUUUAAAUUCCACUUUAAUUAAAACCAACAAUGUUUUUCUGCUACUGUUCCUCCUCCUCUUAAACUUUUUUAAAAUUAGAAAACAAACCUUGUUCCAGUUUCAGGACCCUAAUGAAAUAUUUCAAAUCUUUCUGUUGUCCAUAACCAAAGAAUUGUUUUAAUAGGAAGAAUCCUUUAAGCUCUCUCUUGUUGGCUGGGGGUGGGAUGAUGAGUGAUGGCAUGUGGUUCAGUGCCUGGAUGAAGCAGCCAAGUCUCGGGCAGACUCUUGUAGAAGCACUAAUGUAUUUUUUUAUAUUUUUCUGCAUUGGAGCAAAUGCAAAUCCUUCCUCCUGUCAAAUCCUUCUGUUGUGUGUCAGUACCUACACAUGGUGCAUCUGUAAGCAUACACAAGCCAAAAAAGAAGCUGUCUCUCUCAGAAGACUGGGCCAUGUUUCAGUAUUCUUAAAUUGAAAGAUGAAUGAUGAGACCAAAUUCAAAACUGUAUUGAUUUAGGGCAACUUGCUUUUCUGAAGCAUAGACUGCUAGAAUGGGAUUUUGAACAAACACAAUUGUUACUGAUUUCUAAUAUUUUCAAAUGUUUAUUUGUUAAUAUAUGAACUUCCUCAAUACAUCUUCAGUUUGAUAUUUCUUCUAUAUGGUCACAAGUGAGAAUCCCUCAUUUAGAAAACUUGCUACAAAAUGAAGCUGGGUUUGGACUCUUGAUUGGGGUUAGAAAGCACAGUUUAUCUUUUUUUUUUUUUUUUGGUAGCUGAAUGAGAUUUCCUCAGGACUGCAUAACUGGAAUUGAAUGUCCUGAAGACCUGGGAGCAUUUUCAUUUAAGAAUAAAAAGAGAUACUUUGUUUCUGUAAAGAGUUAUUUUCAAAUGUUGAAAUUAAAAUAUAUAUGUGUGUGUGUGUGUAUAUGUGUAUAUAUAUAUAUAUAUAUACACACACACACACACACACACACACACACAUCUUCUAUACGAGUAGAGAGAAAAUUUGUUAGUAAUGAGUUUUUACCCGCCUUACAAAAUUUUCAAGAUCAGGAGUUGGUUUUGAAAUUUAAAGUUGCUUUUCCAGGAUAUAUAGACCUUUGAAUGCAGUAUUUCAAUAUCCUUUAUCAUUGGGGCUCUUUUAGACUACUUUUCUCAUCUCUCGAAGCCAGACUGGAACAUGUGGACCACCAUUGUGGUUCAUAGGAUCUUGUUUUGCUUUACAGGACUACUAGUUUCCCAACAUAUUUCAAAAUCAGAUGUUCACCUUUAUUAGAGUUACCUGUCUGAUUUCAAGCUCCUGGGAUUUUAUAGAGUCUUCCAUAAUCUUUUUUCCCCCUUAGAAAAAGGUGCCUCAACUUGCUGAACUCUACCCAAGUUUCCACCAUCAUUUCUCUGUAACAAUGAUAUUUAUCUCCUGAUGGGUCACAUGUUCCUUUUCUACUAGGUAAUUACUGAAGAGUAAUAGCUAUUCAGGCUUACUAUGUAGAGGGUUUUUUCCCCCGUUAAGAAUAGGAAUUGAUCUCUUGAAUAGAUCUCUUUAAUCAAGGACAUUGUACCUUUUAAGGAAAUACUAGUGCUGCAUUUAAAAUCUAAGAUAAUACAUUUAGUUAAUAAUUACUAAUUGCUCCCAAUGAAGUUUUUGUAGCACUCUUAAGUUUUGGGAGAAUACUUUUAGUAACAUAAGGUAUUUAAAAUUAUUAGGGAAUCAAGAGUUCUAAUCAACUGAGAAGGUAAUUUGACUAUACUGAUGCCAGCAUUAGCCAAGCACAAAAUUUUAUUCAUAAAUAUCAGUUUGUCUAUAGAAAUAAGAUUUUGUUUAAAAAGAUGUUGGGAGUAUAACCAUGUAGAUGAGUUGGGGAAACAUUUUGUAGAAAAUUUUAGUCAAUACCAUGAUGUCUAAUUGUCUCUCCAUAAAUGUAAUGCAUUGAAAAGAAAAUUUUCAUUGAUUUGCAGUUUUCAUUUGUUUUAUAAUGUCUUGAGGCUCAAUCCAGUAUAACAUACAAAUGUAUAAUGUAAGCUAUACUGUUUAACUCUUUGAAAAAUCUCAAGCAUUUAUACAACUGGAUCUAAUUCUGUUAACUACAGAAAUUAUUUUUGAAUCUGAUCUUUUAUCACUAAUUUUCCUUGGCAUCACACCAAGAAGACUACUACACAGCUCAUAGCCCUGCAGUAGUAGGGCUCUUCAGAACCUCAGAUAAAAUUUAUGAAGUCCCACAGCCUAUCAUUUAAAGAAUGCUGAAGUUGCUAGGAUAUGAGAGACCUAAAAGGGUGUUUGUGAUGGUCUUGGAUUGGAUUGCAUUGGAAAUUAGUGUUCUUUAAGAUAUUUGUUAUUGAUUUAGCAUCCAACUUCGGACUGCAUGCCUGAGUUUUCACUUCUCAGAAUAACCACAAUUCCAAAGCCUGAAGUCGGUUACUCACCCAAGGGAGGUGGACAGUUUAUGCUCAGAAGUCUUUUUCUCCAGAAGCACCAUAAUGAUAGAUUAGAAACAUUUGACUGCUUUAGUUCAUCCAAGAAGGAAGAGGAGCUAUCUAUUGCACAGUGCCAACUCCAUUAAAAGAGGAAGUCAGAUGUCUGGAAUGGUAUUGCAUUCUGCUACUUUAGGAAGACAGUAGAAAGACUAUGACGCUCUUAACCCUUGCCCAGUGCAAGGAGGUUCUUCCUGUUCAGAAAGACCAUAAUGUUUGCAACAAUGAUAAAGAAACAUUUGUGUAUUAAGGGAUAGUGCAACAGUUUGUCUGUCUAACUGUAGGAAGCCACACUGUACAAUGGGAAGAAUCAGAUUGGUGAAGGUUUAUUUUAACACAUUUCUUUAGUGACUGCUGCUCUUGUGCACUUUCUGCCGAUGUACUGCUUUUGGUCACAGGGCACAAAGCUUUUGUAGCUCUUUCCGUAAAAAUAUGCAGCAAGUCACAUGGGUGGAUACAUUACCCUUAAUUCUCUUGUUUUCUCUUUAAGAUUACUCACUUUUCAUUAGUGAGUUCCCUAAAAAAAUGUCUCAGAUCUAUUCCUUUGCAGUAAAGAUGGUUUAAUGGGAGUUACCCAUGGCAAAAAAGUAUUAAAUACACUAGUCUGUACAUGAUGCAAAAGCAGUCUUAAGAAGGGUGGUUUAAAGCUCAAUGAGAAGUCUGAAAGAAUGUACAGAAGUUUGUGCUUUUUACCAUGAAUAAAUGAAAAUGUAAACAAUUUGAGCAGUCUCUGCUGAAGUGAAUUGUAUAACAAAAUAUCCAACCAUCAGCUUGACUUUUAAAAAUGACAGUUUUCUACUUCAGAUCAGUAUUAAUCUAGCUUUUUUAGUGUCAGUAUAAAAGCAUUUGGGAAAAUUUUGGUCUCUGACAAUGGGAUCUAAAACUGCCCACAUCACUUGAAAGAAAAAAUACUGCCCCACCCCUAAAAAAGACGAUAAUUAAAAGAUACUUUUCAGAAUCAUAAUACAUACAGAACAGUGUCAUUUUAUUCAUGGUGAGAAGUGACAGUUUUCACCAGAGAGAAUUAAUUGGCCAAAUUUUUGCCUUAUUGUAAUAGUGCACCAUUUAAUUUUGCCUUGCAAAAAGAUUUGACCAGUAUGUCAGAAGAAUAGUUGUAAAAUAAAUUUGUACAGCCUUACUUAUUGACUAUAGUUUCCUUUUCAACAUUCAGAGAGGAAGGAGGAAGGCAAUUGUAAUUCUUCAAUGACUAAUACAGUUUUACUCUAAAUCAGAUCAUUCCUGUUAAUCACUACUUGUUAGUGGCAAGAAAUUUACUACAUUUUAAACAGGAUGAUAGUAGGUAGGGUAACUCAGUCUUGUUGCAGAGAUCUCUUGCUUGCUGUCUGAUUUAAGAUAAAUUAGCCACUGGGUGGCUCUGUAGAGUAACAAAAUUUUGUUGCCUUUGUUUACCUACAUUUGUCAACCUCUUCCUGCAGUGAUAAAUAUUGGCAGAGGUUAAAAACUGGUGAUCUUUCUUAUUGUAAGUUAGAUACUACUCCUACCCUAAAGCUAUAGUUCAGCAGUUUGAGUGAGAUGACUAACUUAAUGCAUCUUAAAAUUUUUGAAUGUUUUAUAUCAAAGGAAAGGAAACUAAAAAUGCAAUGAACUGGGUCUCAGUCAUGUCUACAAAUGUGGGUACUAUUUUUAUGCCAGUGUAUUUUCACAUUUAAUAAAGAUAUUUAUGGUGA
Dromiciops gliroides (monito del monte) is the source of this 5725-nucleotide messenger RNA. RefSeq names its product DnaJ heat shock protein family (Hsp40) member C3 (gene DNAJC3). Gene Ontology annotation, molecular function: misfolded protein binding; protein-folding chaperone binding. The coding region runs from base 101 to 1615 and encodes 504 amino acids. Lineage: Eukaryota; Metazoa; Chordata; Mammalia; Microbiotheria; Microbiotheriidae. Gene Ontology annotation, cellular component: endoplasmic reticulum. Gene Ontology annotation, biological process: protein folding in endoplasmic reticulum. The transcript is spliced from 12 exons. The record is from RefSeq and is a predicted model, not a curated record.